AUGCGACGGAUAUCACCGCCAACUUCGACCUUGGACUCUCCAGAACAGACGCUAAAGGACAUGAUAUCUGCUCUCGAUAUAAUGCAAGGCAGCUAUUUCCAGCAAUGGCUUGGAACUUGGCCCGAUGCAAUCGACUGGACGGCUGCCGUUAUAGGCACUCAAGUAUGGGGCGCCUUGUCGGCAUUGACCUCUACUGCUCCAGACCUGGACUUGUAUUCUUCAGAAACCGGGUUUUUGUUUGAGGAGACACUAGCACAUGAGAAUCUGAUCAAUCGCUUUUUUGACCAGGUUUCUGCGUUUUACUUUGGAGAGAAUGCAUUCAGUCUUCGCAUGCAAGCCUUUGACGACAUGCUCUGGGUUGUUCUUGGUUGGUUGGAGAGUAUCAAGUUUCAGAAUCUACACUCCGAACUACAUUAUGACUCGAGGAACUUUACCACAUUUCAAAGGUCAUGGCACGGAACACAGCUACGAGUACCUGCGGCGCAUCGAGCUCGAGUGUUUUAUGAAUUGGCUUCCACCGGAUGGGACAGCGACCUCUGUGGUGGCGGAAUGAUAUGGAAUCCAUAUUUACUUCCGUAUAAGAAUGCCAUUACCAAUGAACUAUUUAUCUCCGCGAGUAUUGGGAUGUACUUGUACUUCACGGGCGAUCCUAUUGGCUCGCCUUUUCUAUCUUCAGGGAACUGUCAGGUACAUGACCCCAACCAUCUAGCAGCAGCAGUACGUGGUUAUCAGUGGUUGAAAGACUCAAACAUGACCGGGUUUGGCGGCCUCUAUGCGGACGGAUUUCAUAUCAGCGGAUACCGAGGUAUUGGCAACCCUGGAUCUAAGAAAUGCGACGAACUCAAUACAAUGGUUUACACUUAUAACCAAGGCGUCAUUUUGAGCGGGUUGAGAGGUCUGUGGUUAGCUACAGCCGAGCAGGAAUAUCUCGACGACGGGCAUGAGUUAGUAGAACGAGUGAUUAGGGCUACUGGAUGGUAUGACACAGAUGAACGUCGCUGGACUGGCCUAGGGAGAGACGGUGUACUCGAAGAAAUAUGUGACGCGCACGGCGAUUGUUCGCAAGAUGGUCAAACUUUUAAAGGGAUAUUCUUCCACCACCUUGCUGAAUUCUGCCAUUUCCUUAGACCAGAAGAAGAGAGAUUUCUGCUAGAGAGCACAACUAUCGAAACAUCGCCAGACAAACGACGGGAAUUAUUCAAUGAGUGGCAUUUAGACCGAUGCGCAAGCUACAGAUCGUGGAUUGCUCAUAAUGCUCGAGCGGCUUUGGCAACGAGAAAUGAGAAGGGCAAAUUUGGCAUGUGGUGGGGUCGCUUGCACCCUACGAGAAGUGCAGCAGGUCUGGAUUCAUCAUUACCAUACGGGGCUUUAGAUUACAGUAAUUUCGGACAGAGGGGGAAGGGGUCAGAUCGGCUGGUCGGAUUGCUUAAAGAAAUACAAACAGAUCUGACAAAGCAGGCUGGACCCGACGAAGGCAUGGCAACAAAAAUGGACUCAACACUGCUCCGUAACCAGGAUGAUGCGAGUCAGAGCAGGACGAUGCGCGAUGUUAAUGACCGUGGCCGAGGCCGGACUGUGGAGACACAAUCCGGGGGUCUGGCAGUGGUGCGAGCUUGGUAUCAAUGGCAAACAUCACCGUUCCUCGUUGAGAGUAGGUGA
Messenger RNA from Talaromyces proteolyticus, 1659 nucleotides. RefSeq names its product glycosyl hydrolase family 76-domain-containing protein. The record is from RefSeq and is a predicted model, not a curated record. Gene Ontology annotation, biological process: carbohydrate metabolic process. Bases 1 to 1659 code for a protein of 552 amino acids. The transcript has 2 exons. Lineage: Eukaryota; Fungi; Ascomycota; Eurotiomycetes; Eurotiales; Trichocomaceae.